This is a messenger RNA of Bactrocera tryoni, 1198 nucleotides long. RefSeq lists its product as uncharacterized. The transcript has 2 exons. Bases 320 to 958 code for a protein of 212 amino acids. The record is from RefSeq and is a predicted model, not a curated record. NCBI's taxonomy places the organism in Eukaryota, Metazoa, Arthropoda, Insecta, Diptera, Tephritidae.
CCAUAUUAAACAGAUGGGAACGAAUUAAAAUUCUCCAUCAUGACUUCAGCCGCCGAUGGAAGGAAGACUACAUAAAGGACCUUCACAAGAGAUACCGGUGGAAAACUCAAGAAAAGGCACCAAAGCUUGGAGACUGCGUCCUUAUACAAGAUGAUUGUCUCCCUCCUACGGAAUGGCGACUCGGCCGCAUAAAACAACUUCAUUACGGUUCCGACGGUCAUGUUCGAGUAGUUGAUCUCCGCACUCAAACCGGAACGCUAACCAGACCGCUCGUCAAACUAUGCUUUCUACCAACCGCCGAAGAUAAAGAAACAGUAAUAUGGACGUGGAUAUGGCAUCAUCGUCAACGCCAACCAUGCGCUCGGCAGUUUCCGCCCCUCGCUCCGAAGCUGCCCCAAUAGCAGCACCCCGGACCAACAUGGCACCGGCAGCGCCUCGAACAACAACAGGCGCCACCGCGACAACGGCUCCGCGUCAAAGCACGCCAGCAUUACCAGCGGAUCUGCAACUAAUUCGUUGUCCACUAUGCCGCCGCCCGCAUCGGCUAUCGCACUGCGGUAUCUUCAAAGGCAUGCCGCCGAUGCAACGCCAGCAGGUGGCACAGGCGCACGGGUAUUGCCUGAAUUGUCUGGCAACUUCCCAUGCAACUCAGGAGUGCCCAUCAAAUAAUCGUUGCCAAAUCUGUGUUCGGGCUCACCAUACGCUGUUGCACCGCACUACCAGACGCGACUCCGGGCGACCACCUGCUCCUCGCACCAGCGGUAACGUCAGGCGUUCUCAAAGAACGCCUGUGACGGCUUAUCGCCGGCGUGGACACUUUCCAGCAGAAUCUCGUUCCUGGCGCCAAAACCGGACAACGUCAACACGGCGCCAUCAGCUUAGGCCGCAAUCCCGGCGGUCAACAGGCCUCAGCAGCGUUGUAGCUACGCUACAGCAGCUACAGCGGCUUCUAGGCUAAAUACUCGCCUAGGGGGGCCGGGAUGGCUAAAUGAGUAGCGACGUCACAUCAGAUGUACAUCAUUUCACCACACCGAAUCACAUUAACACACACACACGCACAUGCACCAAAACGCGAUGACGUUCUACGUUCUAAUUAGAACAAAAAGACAAGAGAAAGGCGCUCGCGCACCUUUUUUCGUUACGACGUCGAUCGAGCAACACCUCCGCUUUUCGCAGCAUCCCGGUUCUUUCCGCUAAG